Cicer arietinum (chickpea) is the source of this 1703-nucleotide messenger RNA. RefSeq names its product FAM10 family protein At4g22670. The record is from RefSeq and is a predicted model, not a curated record. Lineage: Eukaryota; Viridiplantae; Streptophyta; Magnoliopsida; Fabales; Fabaceae. Gene Ontology annotation, molecular function: protein dimerization activity; Hsp70 protein binding. Gene Ontology annotation, cellular component: histone deacetylase complex.
AUUCGUAUUCCUUGUAGCAAACGAAACCGAGAGUCCACUAAAAUUAGGGGGGGUGCGGAUUAGUAUUUACUGCGGCGCUUAACUUAUAUGGAGUAGGACAUUUCCGAUAGAAGAUACUAGAAGCACUUGAGUUCAUUUCGCUUGGCUUCUGUGAAGAAAACUCUAGACCUUGUCUCGUAACUUAAGUAAGCAGUUGAACCCAACAAAGCAAUACACACCACGCCGCGCCGCAGUCACACCAAAAUGGACCCCUCCAAGUUGAAAGAAUUGAAGCUUUUCAUCCAACAGUGCAAGUCCGAUCCUUCAACCCUCUCCGAUCCUUCACUCUCCUUUUUCCGCGACUACCUCGAAAGUCUCGAUGCCAAACUUCCUGAGUCUGCUUACUCCAAAUCGAAAUCGGUGGAGAGCGACGAUGAUAUUGAAGACGUUGAGGAAGAAAAAGUGAAGGUGGAGGAAGUAGAGGAAGAUGAAAUUAUUGAAUCUGAUGUUGAACUUGACGGUGAAACUGUUGAGCCUGAUGAUGAUCCUCCACAGAAGAUGGGUGAUUCCUCUGUUGAGGUCACUGAAGAGAGUCGUGAGUCUUCUCAGUUGGCUAAAGCUAAAGCUAUGGAAGCCAUUUCCGAAGGUAAGUUGGAGGAGGCGAUUGAGAAUUUGACAGAGGCAAUUAUACUCAAUCCUACCUCUGCCAUAAUGUAUGCGACCAGAGCCACUGUUUACAUCAAAAUGAAGAAACCCAACGCCGCAAUCCGUGAUGCAAAUGCUGCUUUAGAGAUUAAUCCUGAUUCUGCUAAAGGAUACAAGUCACGUGGUAUAGCUCGAGCAAUGCUUGGUCAGUGGGCAGAGUCUGCAAAGGAUCUCCACGUGGCUUCAAAUAUAGACUACGAUGAGGAAAUAAGUGCAGUUCUUAAGAAGGUUGAACCAAAUGCCCACAAGAUUGAGGAACACCGGCGGAAGUAUGAUAGGUUGCGCAAGGAAAGAGAAGAAAAAAAAAAUGAGCGUGAGAGGCUACGUCGCCGUGCUGAAGCUCAGGCUGCAUAUGAGAAGGCCAAAAAGCAAGAACAAUCAUCUUCAAGUAGAAAUCCUGGAGGCAUGCCUGGUGGAUUUCCUGGUGGCAUGCCUGGUGGGUUUCCUGGGGGUAUGCCUGGCGGUAUGCCAGGUGGAUUUCCCGGUGGCAUGCCUGGUGGGUUUCCUGGCGGCAUGCCAGGUGGCUUCCCUGGAGCUGGUGGAAUGCCGGGUGGCUUUCCUGGGGCUGGGGGCAUGCCAGGAGGGGUGCCUGGAAAUGUUGACUUCAGCAAAAUCUUAAAUGACCCUGAUCUGAUGUCGGCGUUUAGUGAUCCAGAGGUCAUGGCUGCUCUUCAAGAUGUUAUGAAAAACCCUGCUAAUUUGGCGAAGCAUCAAGCAAAUCCCAAGGUCGCCCCUGUAAUUGCGAAAAUGAUGAGCAAAUUUGGAGGUGCCCAGUGAACACUUCUAGUUUGAAAUUUCAGAAUUGUAGGCCUCUGCUCUUUAAGUAUUUAAUGUUUUUUUAAAAAGUGUUUAAUGUUUUUUUUUUUUAAAGUAUUUGAUGUUAAUGAUAUUGACUGUAAUGAUAUAUCAUGAAACCAUUACGUUUUGCAAGGCCUGUUUUGUAGGUGCUUAUCGCUCCUGUUCUUGUUAAUUUAUCAGCAAUAUACGGUUCUACUGAUUGAAUUUGAAUCAAUGAUGAA